This is a messenger RNA of Drosophila obscura, 2164 nucleotides long. RefSeq names its product prolactin regulatory element-binding protein. Gene Ontology annotation, biological process: protein secretion. The record is from RefSeq and is a predicted model, not a curated record. The transcript is spliced from 4 exons. Gene Ontology annotation, cellular component: endoplasmic reticulum membrane. Gene Ontology annotation, molecular function: guanyl-nucleotide exchange factor activity; GTPase activator activity; protein binding. Lineage: Eukaryota; Metazoa; Arthropoda; Insecta; Diptera; Drosophilidae. Bases 278 to 1615 code for a protein of 445 amino acids.
GUGUACGUGGAAGAAGUCAACAAAAAAAAAAAAAUAAACUAAGUUAAUUAACGCCACAAACAGCAAGCAAUGGAGAACCUCAACUAGAGACGGCAGAGCAGCCAAGUGCAUAGUGCAUAUAUAUUUUUUAUAGAAAAUCCCCCCAGCCAGCAGGCAGCGCAUCGACCCAGAUAAAUGUGCCCCUGAGUCAGUUGUGCCAGAGCAGAGCUGAUAAAACCGUCGAAGUCCACAACAAACCAACGGAAUCGAUCCAAGUGCGGUCGAUUAAUAAUUGAUAAUGGCACCGACACGCAGACCCAGCGAUGGCCUGCUGGCCCGCGUCAAUUUCCCCCUGUAUGCCGUGGACAUGCUGACCAGUCGCCACAUUUUGGUGGCCGGCGGUGGAGGUUCCAGCAAGACGGGCGUUGCAAAUGGCUUUGAAAUCUACGAGUUGUACCACAAUGGCAGUCACUUUUGUGCGGAGGAAGUGCUGCGCCAUGAGACGGGCGCCAAUGUGGUGAUGAAUUUCGCGGUGCGCAACAAUGGACGGAGGGGAUAUCUCUGUGCCGGACAGGAGGCCCAUUGCCAGAUGUACUUUGUCCAGCCGCGCAUCGAAACGGAGGAGGAUGGCGACAAUAAACCCAAUCCCGUGGAGCGGCCCCAUGAGAACGGGAAUGUGAGGCAGCGCGGUGGCGGUGGCGGUGGAGCUGGAGCCGCACAUUCGGGUGUGGAAUUCAUAGCCAAUGGCCAUAAGCCACCUACCACGGCCGAUGACCUACUUAAGCAGUUCCAGCGCCUACGCUUCGACAUCCAGGCGGCGGAUGUGGUGCAAACGGACUUCCUCAAGAGCUCGGAGCCACUGCAGCGCGUGGUGCGAAUCAGUGGCAAUGGCAGGCUAAUGGCCACCGGCGGCACCGACGGCAAGCUGCGCAUCUGGUCGUUUCCACAGAUGCAACUGGGUGCCGAGCUGCCGGCGCAUAGCAAGGAAAUCGAUGAUCUGGACUUUAGUCCCGACAGCAAAUACAUUGCGAGCAUUUCCAAGGAUUCGCAGGGACUGGUGUGGGACCUGAGCACGGGCAAACUGCAGCACAAGCUGCAAUGGCAGACGCCCGAGGGUUCCAAGUAUCUCUUCAAGCGUUGUCGCUACGGCACCGUGGAGGCGCGCAAGGACAACUAUCGUUUGUUCACCAUUACCAAUCCCCUGGGUAAGGUCGGCAAACAGCGGGGCUAUCUGCAGCACUGGGACUGUGCCAGCGGCAAGCUGCGCCAGGCGGUGGCCAUCGAUGAGAGCUUGUCCUCGCUGGCAGUGCGCGACGACGGUAGAUUUGUGGCUGUGGGAACCAUGUUCUCGGGCAGCGUAUCCAUGUACAUAGCAUUUAGUCUGCAGCGCGUUCUGCACAUUCCUCAUGCUCACUCCAUGUUCGUGACGGGCCUGCAAUUUUUGCCCAUAACCAAUGAGGAGGGUCCGCCCAUCUCGAGCGAUACAGAGGCGGCCGUGCUGUCCAUCUCUGUGGACAAUAAAGUCUGCAUUCAUAGUCUGGCCCAAAGGCGCACUAUUCCCGUUUGGUUGGCCAUUGCCUUUAUGAUUGUCAUGAUAUUCGCCGUGUUUGUGCUUUGCUCCUACAUUGGCAUCUGAUGGGUGGGGAUGAUGUCGCUCCAACGGGCGACAAGUUAAAUCAAUUUGCAUUAUUAGUUUGUAAAACAAGGUUUAGUUCUUUUGUAAUAGGCCACAAGACCCACACCUCCCCCAAUCCAUAACCAUGCCCCUCUCUCGUUAACUAAUUUAAGUGUAUAGUUUUUUGUGCCCGCUGCCUUAUCUCUCCCACACGAAUUGCAAUUCGUUUUGCUUAAAUGUAUCAUAAUUUGCCUUAUCUCUCUCUCUCUCUCUCACUCCUAUCCUCCCCCCCCCUCUCGCCCAUUUGGCAGCUCUGCCAUAUUUGUAAAUGAUUGUUUUGAUUAUAAUAUUAAUUGGUGUUUAAUUAUAUGAAUCGCGUUCGAAAGCGUAUCAAACAGGUGAAUGAAUGAACCUGGGACUGGUGCCUCAACUGCCAGUUCCAGCAGUCAAAUUACAACAACAACAACAAAACAAAAAACUCAUGUAAACUCAUUUUUUAUAUAAUCGAAAUGUUUGUUAACCGAAUACAGAUGUGGGGGUACAGAUGCCCCCCACACACAUUCUACCGAA